UCUAUGUUCUCCUCAUCUGUAUAAUUACAUUACAUACAAUAAUAAUCACUCGCUUUGCAAAUUAACAGAGCUGACAUACCACAUUCAUCUUACCUGUUUUAAAUAAUCAAUUUGUGAUAUAAAUGGAGAAUGAGGAUUUUGAAUUUCCGGCAGCCGGAGAAGAAUUCAGUGAAGAUUUGAUGAUGGACGAUUUACCAGUGACACUCAAGGUUGGUGAAGAAAAGGAGAUGGGUAAACAAGGUUUGAAAAAGAAAUUGUUAAAACAAGGUGAAGGUUGGGACACACCUGAUAAUGGCGACGAGGUUGAAGUGCAUUAUACUGGAACAUUACUGGAUGGAACGCAGUUUGAUUCGAGUCGCGAUAGAGGAACUCCGUUUAAAUUCACCCUCGGUCAAGGUCAAGUAAUAAAGGGAUGGGAUCAAGGGAUCAAAACAAUGAAGAAGGGCGAGAACGCCCUUUUCACGAUUCCUGCUGACCUUGCAUACGGCGAGUCUGGUUCGCCUCCAACUAUCCCUCCCAACGCCACUCUGCAGUUUGAUGUGCAGCUUUUGUCCUGGGUUAGUGUGAAGGACAUUUGCAAGGAUGGUGGAAUUUUCAAGAAGAUUGUGAAAAAAGGAGAGAGUUGGGAGAACCCUAAGGACCUUGAUGAAGUUUUAGUGAAUUAUGAGGUUCAACUUGAGGAUGGGACUGCGGUUGCGAAAGCAGAUGGUGUAGUGUUCACUGUCCAAGAUGGCCACUUUUGCCCCGCAUUUUCAAAGGCUUUGAAAACGAUGAAGAAAGGGGAAAAGGCUGUUCUUACAGUUAAACCUCAAUACGGAUUUGGAGAGAACGGAAAACAAGCUUUGGCUAAUGAAGGUGGAGUUCCACCAAAUGCUACACUAAAAAUCACAUUGGAGCUUGUAUCAUGGAAGACUGUCUCAAAAAUUACAGAUGACAAAAAGGUUGUCAAGAAAAUUUUGAAAGAAGGAGAGGGAUAUGAACGCCCCAAUGAAGGAGCUGUUGUUCAGGUGAAAUUGAUUGGUAAGCUGCAGGAUGGCACCGUGUUCAUUAAUAAAGGUCAUGAUGAGACCGAGCUUUUCGAGUUCAAGACUGAUGCAGAGCAAGUAAUUGAUGGGCUUGAUAGAGCUAUCGUAACGAUGAAGAAAGGGGAGGUAGCUCUUCUGACAGUUGCACCAGAAUAUGCUUUCGGGUCUACAGAAUCAAAGCAAGAGUUAGCAGUUGUCCCUCCUAAUUCCAUUGUGAACUAUGAAAUUGAGCUCGUAUCUUUUGUUAAGGAUAAAGAGUCAUGGGAUAUGAACACCCAGGAGAAGAUUGACGCAGCUGGCAGAAAGAAGGAAGAAGGGAACGCCUACUUUAAGGCUGGCAAUUAUCUCAAGGCAACAAAGAGAUAUGAGAAGGCUGCAAAGUUCAUCGAAUAUGAUACUAGUUUCAGUGAGGAGGAAAAGAAGCAAUCCAAAGCAUUGAAAGUGUCGUGCAAUCUCAACAAUGCUGCUUGUAAGCUGAAACUGAAGGAUUACAAACAGGCUGAGAAGCUCUGCACCAAGGUUUUGGAAAUCGAUAGCCAGAAUGUAAAGGCACUGUAUAGGAGGGCUCAAGCUUACAUGAAUGCAGCUGAUCUGGAUCUGGCGGAACUUGACAUAAAGAAAGCCCUUGAAAUUGAUCCUGAUAAUAGAGAUGUAAAGCUAGUGUACAAAGUGUUGAAGGAGAAGAUGAGAGAAUACAACAAGAAGGAUGCUAAAUUCUAUGGGAACAUGUUCGCCAAGUUAACUGCAGUUGAUUCUAAAAAGACGGCUCCAAAAGUGGUAGAAUCGAUGCCCAUUGACAGCAAGGCUUGAUGAAUACAAGGAUGAAGGAUCUCAUGACCAUCGCAUAAAGUGUAGUAUGAAUACAUAGAUGUCAUGAAUGUCACAUAUAUGUGUCCUUUCGUUUCGUCUUUCUAUGUUGUUUGCAAGCUUCCUUACCCACUGAUAGUGAUUAGGAUGAUAUCAAAUUGAAAUUUGGAUAUUUGAUAAAUAAAUAUCAUUGAGAUGAGUUUGUUUCUUUUC
Molecule: messenger RNA, 2045 nt
Organism: Erigeron canadensis
Lineage: Eukaryota; Viridiplantae; Streptophyta; Magnoliopsida; Asterales; Asteraceae
Product: peptidyl-prolyl cis-trans isomerase FKBP62-like
Exons: 13
Coding region: 123-1835 (570 amino acids)
Molecular function (GO): peptidyl-prolyl cis-trans isomerase activity; protein binding
Source: RefSeq, a predicted model, not a curated record